AUGCUUUUGCUCCUCCUGGUUUAUACUGUCACAUGUGAUGGAUCUCAGGAGGUUUUGGAUCGAAAUGCAGGGAGUUUUGGAGACGCCAAGAACUUUGGCUUUGGAAUUUCCAAGAGCACAAUCGAUUUCUUCUGUUGGAGGCCAUCGCUGAGAAGGCCCUGGUGGUUUCCAAAUCGUUUGUGCCCUCCUAAUGCACCUCCUUACUGCUACAAAUCCCCACCACCACCGAUGGAAUUGCCAACACCACCGGUUGAAUCACCACCUCCACCGGUUGAAUUGCCACCACCUCCUCACCAUCACAAAUCUCCACCACCACCUCCUUACCAGUACAAGUCUCCACCACCACCACCACCACCACCAAAAUGUGAGAAAUCUCCACCACCGCCAGCUCCAUACGAAGUCAUUAAGGCCGACUUCCGGAAGACCAAAAAGCGUGGCUGCUCGGUCGAUCAAUGCCUGGCCGGCCAGAUUGCAACGCUUUUGUUGCUCACUCCACCCUGCUCGACGAUGGCAUCAAUCUUGGCAUCGCAAUCUCGCAAAAAGCCUUCGCAAGCACCCGCUUUUUCCACAAGCGCUCUUAAAAACUCGCAAGCAUACGAGCUGCUCGUUGGAGCUCUCACUCCGAGCACCUCUCCUGCGGGAUUUAAUGGCGAGCUCCUGGUAUAA
Messenger RNA from Selaginella moellendorffii, 666 nucleotides. RefSeq names its product pollen-specific leucine-rich repeat extensin-like protein 1. The coding region runs from base 1 to 666 and encodes 221 amino acids. The record is from RefSeq and is a predicted model, not a curated record. Lineage: Eukaryota; Viridiplantae; Streptophyta; Lycopodiopsida; Selaginellales; Selaginellaceae. The transcript has 2 exons.